AUGAUUCCAUCUCAACGGAAUCUAACAGAUAGUCAAGCUAUUCAUAUUGAUUUUGCCGAUGACUCUGGACUUAAACCAAAGGCUGCACACCAAUUUUUCAGUCAACAAGUUGGUGGGAAGGAAAAUCUUGGAUACAUUGAAAGGGAUCAAAAAAAUUACUUAAGAAGUAAGCGGCAAAAGGCUAUGGCAUAUGGAGAAGCAGGCAGCCUCCUAAGAUAUUUACACAAUCAAUCUUGUGAGAAUCCCUCAUUCCAAUAUACUGUACAAUUGGAUAGUGAAGAACAGAUUACAAAUAUAUUUUGGGCAGAUACAAGAAUGAUUAUUGCUUAUGUUCAUUUUGGUGAUGUCAUUACUUUCGACACCACAUACAGUACUAAUAAAGAAUAUAGGCCUUUUGGGGUAUUUUCUGGGUUUAAUCUUCACAGAGAGACUGUACUAUUUAGGGCUGCACUCCUUUAUGAUGAGAUAGCUGAAUCUUUUAAGUGGUUGUUCCAGACAUUCUUAGAAGCACAUAAGCAAAAAAAGCCAAAGACUAUAUUUACAGACCAAGAUCCUGCAAUGGCAAAGGCAUUGGUCGAGGUGCUUCCAGAUACGUUUCAUGGAUUAUGUAGUUGGCAUAUAAUGCAAAAUGGAAUCAAGCAUUUGGGAUACCUGAUGAAGGAUGGCUCAUUUUUUCUUACAGAUUUUGCAACAUGCAUGUAUGAGCACGAGGAAGAGAAAGAAUUUGAAGAUGCUUGGAAUGCUAUGCUAUGCAAAUAUAAUGUUUGCAGCAAUCCAUGGUUGGAAAAGAUAUAUGAAAUUAAGGAGAAAUGGGCUAAAUGUUAUAUAAAAAAGUUUGAAAGGGUCGCUAAUGAAAAGCACUAUAAGGAGCUAGAAGCUGAGUAUAAUUCUAGGCAAAAGUUACCGAGCGUGAAGGUACAAAAAUCACCUGUACUACAACAAGCAGCGAAAAUCUACACUCCAUCAAUCUUUGAAAAGUAUUUCCAAGAAGAAUUUGAUUGGUCUUCAGCAGCUAUUAUAAAACAGCGUGAGGAAUCUACUCAUACACAUGAGUAUACGAUUGCCAUUGUAGAUGAAAAAAGAGAGCAUAAGGAGCAUAAGGUGAAAUUUCAAACUUCAGACCAAAGUAUCUUAUGCAGUUGCAUGAAAUUUCAGAGUUAUGGAAUUUUGUGUUGUCAUGCUCUGAAAGUUCUUGAUGUAUGGGAUAUUAAAAGAAUUCCUGAUCAAUAUAUUCUUAAGAGGUGGACUAGGGAGGCAAGAAAUGAGGCUGUUGCAAGCAUGAAUGAAGCCAAUGUAAUGGAAGAUAAGAAAUUGACUAUAGCUGAGCGAUAUAGAACAGCUUGCCCUAUAUUAGUUGAUAUUGCAUCUCGAGCAUCUGGAGAUGAAAAAGCCUUUGAAUUGGUAAUGAAAAUCGCACAUGAGUUAAGAAAACAGGUUGAAGACAUCUUCUUGGACAACUCAACAACGAGUAUUGAUGAACUGCAUAAUUCUUCGCAAGGUGGGGGUGAGAGGAUGGUUCAAGAAAGUCAAAUUGAAAGCUUACUUCAGAAGGCAAAAGGUUUGAAGAAGAAAAACAAUUGUAAAGGUCGCAAAAAACGCCCUAAGGCUUGGCAUGAGAAUAUAGGCAAGGGAAAGAAAAAAUCUUCUAGGAAAGAUAAUUCAAUUCAAGAAUCAGAUAAGGGUCAAGAAGUUGAACCAUCGAAAGAGAAAAAUGAGAAAUCAUCUGAUAAAGAUCAAUCAGUACCACAACAAUCUCAGGAUCAAGAAGCUCAACCAUCAAGAAAGAGGAAUAAGAAAUUGUCUAGUAAGGAUCAAUCAGUACCUCAACAAUCCCAGAUCCAAUAG
Messenger RNA from Rosa chinensis, 1845 nucleotides. RefSeq names its product protein FAR1-RELATED SEQUENCE 5-like. Gene Ontology annotation, molecular function: zinc ion binding. The transcript has 5 exons. Gene Ontology annotation, biological process: regulation of DNA-templated transcription. The record is from RefSeq and is a predicted model, not a curated record. Bases 1 to 1845 code for a protein of 614 amino acids. Lineage: Eukaryota; Viridiplantae; Streptophyta; Magnoliopsida; Rosales; Rosaceae.